Messenger RNA from Conger conger (European conger), 1872 nucleotides. RefSeq names its product tpd52 like 1 (gene tpd52l1). The transcript is spliced from 8 exons. The coding region runs from base 149 to 775 and encodes 208 amino acids. NCBI's taxonomy places the organism in Eukaryota, Metazoa, Chordata, Actinopteri, Anguilliformes, Congridae. Gene Ontology annotation, cellular component: cytoplasm. Gene Ontology annotation, biological process: positive regulation of apoptotic signaling pathway; positive regulation of MAP kinase activity. The record is from RefSeq and is a predicted model, not a curated record.
ACUCGGAGUAAACACGGGUCGUGAGGGACAGUUGAAGAGCUCGCAGAUAGUAAAGGGCUGGCAACAAUAAUUAUACAAUAGCCUAUAGCAACGUCACAUUUUUGUUUUACAAAUAACUGGACCUGCAAAUUUGGACAAGACAGCUGAAAUGGAAACCAGGCAACAGGGUCUGCUGGAGACAGAACCACUGGAGGAAGUGGAUGAAGAGAUGGUGUCAGAGGUGGACCUCAACAACAGUGUCUCUGAGGAAGAGAGAGAAGAAAUUCAAACAGAACUAGUAAAGUUAGAGGAAGAGAUCUCCACCCUGAGACAAGUCCUGGCUGCCAAAGAGAAACAACAUGCUGAACUAAAACAGAAACUGGGAAUAACAGCGAUAAGUGAACUCAAGCAGAACAUUAACAAGAGUUGGUACGAAAUGCAGACCUCCACUGCCUACAAAAAGACGUCAGAAACGCUAUCAACAGCCGGGCAGAAGACCACUGCAGCUUUCAGCACGCUGGGGACAGCCAUCAGCAGGAGACUAGGGGACAUGAGAUCAAACUCAAUUGGAUACUCUAUCCGCCAUUCAAUGAGCAUGCCCACUAUGAGGAACUCACCCGGUUUCAAGACAUUUGAGGAGAAGGUUGAAAACACAGUUUCGACCCUAAAGUCCAAGGUCGGAGGAACUGGUAGUGGAGGCAGUUUUGAAGAGGUCCUGUCCUCCACUGCGAAUGCUAGCGCCCAGGAUACUCCCAGCAGCAGCGGACUGAUGGACAGCAGUGAGCGGACAUGCUAGGCCCCGCACCCGCUCCUCCGUGCUAUGCUCUCUACUGCCCCCUAUGGCCCCAGGACCACAUAGUCUACUGAGGAAAGCAAGUGAAUCAGAGGCCCCCAGAAGCAAACAAAAAGAUAAAAGUUUUUUGACACUACAAGCCUCUGAAACAAUCUGUCCUGAUAAAAGGACCGUACCCUACAUUACAAUGGUUUGGUUAUCACAUUUUGUUCUCAAAAGGUUAUAUGAACAUACUGAAUAUGUUCAGGCUGUUUAUAACAAUGUCUCUAGUCCAUGAAAUACUAAAACAUUCCAAAGCAUUCCUCAGAUGCUCUCCAAGUGUUUUGGAGCCAUAUUACUCAAUUGUGUCGUCUCAUUAUGUGAAAUAAACAAGGUAUUUACACCAGCAUACUUUUUAUGAUAUGCUCAGUCUCGUCAAUUUUCUGCAUUUUUUCAGCUGUCGCUUUACAAUAGAAAACAAUCUUAUGUUUUGUACUAAUACUUGAACUUGCUUGUGCUGUGGUGUCACACUAAAAUAUUUGAUUAACUUAAGGAGUGCUUGAUUAUACAAUGUACCCUGUUUGUCUUUUAAAACUUGAGACUGUGGGUUCACGAUUACUCUUACCGUAUCUCAUGUCCACACUCACCUCCGUCUGGAAAGUCAAGACACGGCAUGCCAGACCUAAACUCUUACCAAAUGACAAGCGCGUGUUCCUCGUAUAAAGCUUUGCAGAGGUUUAGGGAACUCUGUUUAACAUUCCUAUUUCUACGAUUGGUAAAAUUCCUAGAAGAUGAACCAACAAACCUGAUUUAUGUCCAUGUAAUUAUGUGUUUGACUAAUCUGCGUUUUUAUUUAUCAGUGGUUUUAAACCCAUUUUGCCGUGGUUUUAAUUGUUGGUCAUCAUUGAUGUUUUCAUCAGCAAAUGUCUUAGAACUGUCCCUCUUAUUUCAAUGUUCACUUUAAGACCUUUGAUGAUGUUACAUAUAAGCACAUCAUUUUUGUUUUUUUUUGUUUUUUAUAAACAAAAUUCUAGCUAGCUACCCGGUUACAGAGUAUACCACUGUAUGGAUAUACCAAACUGCAUUUUCUGCAGAUAUGUUAUUAAAACACCAAUUUUAAA